Molecule: messenger RNA, 7424 nt
Organism: Sitophilus oryzae (rice weevil)
Lineage: Eukaryota; Metazoa; Arthropoda; Insecta; Coleoptera; Curculionidae
Gene: peb
Exons: 4
Coding region: 291-4943 (1550 amino acids)
Biological process (GO): regulation of transcription by RNA polymerase II
Cellular component (GO): nucleus
Molecular function (GO): RNA polymerase II cis-regulatory region sequence-specific DNA binding; DNA-binding transcription activator activity, RNA polymerase II-specific
Source: RefSeq, a predicted model, not a curated record
CGUCACUUCUUAAGUGGUACCGUUGCAGGAAGGUGGCGUUGAAACUGAGACUGUGUGCAGAGCCGAGUUUACGUGUGUUUUUAUUUGUAUGCUGCAUUCGGGCAGAGAUCGCGUCUUGUGACAAUAUUUAGAAUAAGUGAAGUAAAGAGUGUAAUAUUUUUUGAUUGAGAAAAAUUGACGUUAUCGGUGAUUCAGACAUUGAUGCUGUUUGGGAUUGUUUGUUUACGGUUUCUGUGAUGGAGCUGAAACUAUGGAUUAUCGAUCGAUGAAUUUAAGACCAUAACUUAGCCAUGCAAGGGGUGGUGUUUAUGCCUGAGAAUCCACAGCAAGGUUCACCUCCACCUUCCACUGCUAUAGAUCCAGAUAUGGAAGAUUCCUUUGAAUCGAACCAACUGAAGAAGAAAACUACAUCAGCAGAUCUGUCAACCUGUCAGAACGACUCUGGAAUCUUCUCCGCCACAUCGAACACUACCAUCGACCAGUCAACGAACUACGACAGCGAUACACCUAGCGUAGACCGGAAAUUUGUUUGCCCCAUCUGUGACAAAAUGCUCACCACCCAACACCAGUUCACUCUUCAUAUUCGAUCUCACAACAACGAGACCGAAGACCAGGACAGCGACAAAGGUUACACCUGUAAGAUCUGUCAUAAAGUGCUUAGUUCCAGUUCUAGUUUGGAUCGACACGUGUUAGUUCAUAGUGGAGAACGACCUUUUCAUUGUAAAUUUUGCGGUGAUACCUUUACGACGAAUGGAAACAUGCACAGGCAUAUGCGAACUCAUUCGAUGAAGACGGAUAACAACUACGAGUCUGAUGGUAGCACUGACUCCGGUGCCAGUUCUAAAAGCAUCGAAUAUAACAACAAUAAAGUCGAUACUAAACAUCCUGGUAAAAGAAAAUUGGAAGUUAUCGAAGAAGACAGCAAUAAAAAACGUAAUAUUAACACAGACAGUGAUGAAAUAGUCCACAAUUUUAAGUGUCCACUGUGUGAAAGAUCAGACUUUGAUUCUAUCACUAACCUUGAGUCUCAUUUAGAGGACAAUCAUCCCGACUAUCCCAUUAAAUGCACUAUUUGCAAUCAAGUGUUUUCGAAUAGCAAUAUCCUAGCAGUACACAAAUCGGCAGUUCAUGCAGUUAAUAAUUCUAAGCAAGCGGUUGUGGGAUUUCCAGACCUAACUUUUGUGGACUUUUCCAGCAAGAAGUUUCCUUAUAUCGCUCGAAGAGAGUGCGAAAUAAAUCUGCACAAGGCGGCUGGCAGCCUCAAAUUUCAAUGCAGAAAAUGCGGGAAAGCUUUCCCUUGUUCCAGUUCCUUAGAAAUUCACGAAAAACUCUGUCUGGAUCCACCCGCUGGUACGAAUUUAUCCAAAAAUAUUGUUUCAGAAGACGAAAUACGAAGAAGCGAAUUCUUUUCCAGACUGGACUUACAGGACAACUCUCCCGAGAAACACUUACCACCAGUUCAAACGCUAAAAACUACUCCAUCGAAUAAAUUAAGAGAACAGCUUGCCAAAAUUGACGAAACUAAAGAUUUGGCAGAUUUCCAAUCGAUCUGGUCAAAUAUCAACGUACCUCAGUUCCAGGCGAAAACUAAGGAACUUAAAACCCCUCUUUCUAAACCCGUUGAUGAUAUAGAUCACUAUAACCACGAACAAGAAGAAGAAUCUCAGGAUAAUUUUGUGUUGGAAUUUAGAAAAAUGAAACUUAGAGGUGAGUUUCCGUGUAGAUUGUGUACUGCGGUUUUUCCAAAUCUGAGGGCACUGAAAGGGCAUAACAGGGCUCAUCUUAACGGUAAUAACAACGGUACUUACUAUUGUAAUAUGUGCACCCAUUCUUCCAUGGAUAAGGCUGCCUUGAUCCGCCAUAUGAGGACUCAUAACGGAGAUAGACCUUACGAAUGCGCCAUUUGCAAUUAUGCCUUUACUACCAAAGCCAACUGUGAAAGGCAUUUGAGAAAUCGCCAUUUGAAAACAACAAGGGAGGAUGUUAAGAAGAAUAUAAUUUAUCAUCCAUCUGAAGAUCCUACUAACGAGGAUCUCAAUAAACUGACUUUAAAAGAAGAAAUAAAAAAACAUCAACGACCUUCUUCUCCUAUAAAACAAAACGAUCUAUCUCCAGAAAAGCUACAUUGCUCUACACCAAAAAUUCCAUUAAAACCAGAAUUGGCAAGUUUCAAUCUGGCUUCAAAAAUGGCCAAUAUGCCGUGUAUAGGAGACGGGAGGUUUUUGAAUGGUAUAUCUCCUUUCUUCGGUAAUCAUUUCAAUGUAUCUUCUACUCUUCCUAACGCAAUACCUCAACAUUCCAAUAAUAUACCACCGGCGAAGAUCCAAGUUAAACCUUUCGAAGUUCUAAAAGACACCAACAGCAGUUUUGAGACACAGUCUGAUGACGACUAUUAUGAAGAGGAAGAAGAUGAACCUCCAAUGGAUGUAGCUUUAGAUUUAAGUAAGAAAAAAAUGGACGAAGAAGAGGAGAAAAAACGUAUUGAAAAAGACGAGGAAGAACCACAAGAUUUAACAAAGAAAGUACCUUCAGUAAUUCCCGAAGCAGUAGCUUCAUUUAAAGACAUGUUCGAGCAUCCUAAAGUAGAUCCAACAGCUUUAUACGCUUCUCAGGUUUUAAAUUUGUAUCGUAAUAGUUUAUGGUCAGGAAUUCCUUUUAAUCCUCUGUUCUUACAAGGAGUUUUGCCAAAUAUGAUUCAAACCCCGCAAGAACUUAAAGAACGAAUGCAGAGGCUGCAAUUGGCUGGAGGCUCUGUAAUAUCUGAAGAAUUGAGGAACUUUCAACAAAAUUUUCAACAGAAUAGUAUAAUGCAACAGCGACCUCCGACACUAUUAAGUCCAACAGUGGGAUUUAAUGGAUUCAAACCAUGUCCUGAACAAAAACCAGAUAUAAAACAUGAAAAUAAUGUUCUUCAAGUACCUCCAAAGAAGGUUGAAAUUGCCAAACCUCUUACUUUGAAUACUGAUGCCGUAUUUACCGAAAACACUCCAAAAAUUCACAGUCCGGCUCAACAGUUAAAACCUGACCUAACCCAAACCCAGAACUCUGUGAAGAUGGUAAUCAAAAACGGCGUUCUAAUGCCGAAACAGAAACAAAGAAGGUAUCGAACGGAACGACCGUUUACUUGCGAACAUUGUUCGGCAAAAUUCACAUUGAGAUCAAACAUGGAGAGGCACAUCAAGCAACAACAUCCUCAGUACUGGUCUCAAAGGCAGAGAACAAAUGUUAGUCAGCCUGGUAGAAAGCCUCAAAGUAUGCUGUUGAAACCAAAUUAUUGCGAAGGUAUAUCCACCCCUGGUUACGGAUUGUCUCAAAUUGGCGAUUUUCAAGAGUCUACAGAUCAUCAUGUAAGUGAGAAGUUGAAACUAGCUUUGCUGGCUCAGCAAUUUCAAGCUAAACAUUCCGGUCAGGAAAUCAAAAAAGAAGAUGACGAAGAUUGCGACUUGGUUAUUGACGAAAACGACAAAUCUGAAGAACCUUUAUUAUCGCCAGGAAGUGAGUACAAAAAGGCUCAAAUCUUAGAAGAAAAACUUAGAGACAAUGACCGAAAUGUUAGAAACGAAGAGGACUUGGUGCCAGUCUCCAGACUGUUGGACAACGCUUCACAGCAGCAGUUCAAAGAGUUCUUUAAGAGAGAUAGUGAAGAGCAGGAACAAGGCGCUGGAAGUGAGGACGAUGAAGAAGGUCUAGUAGCCAGUGGAAGUACUAGUGAGGAGAAUAUAUCUGGAACGGAUGAGAACAGGUCAGAAUCCGAAGCUGUCACGAACGCAGCCCCAGCGAAGAAAAAAUCAGCAUAUUCGCUAGCCCCAAAUCGCGUCAGUUGUCCAUAUUGCAGUCGCAAAUUUCCCUGGACUUCGUCCCUACGUCGUCAUAUCUUGACCCACACUGGCCAGAAACCAUUCAAAUGCAGCCACUGUCCCUUAUUAUUCACCACCAAAUCCAACUGCGAUCGCCAUCUUUUACGUAAACACGGUAACAGCGCCACUACCAUCGUCACCAGCGAAGCCUCCAGUCCCAAUGGGGUCAAUUACCUGAUGAGGAACGUCCCAGAACGACCUUUUAAAUGUUCUAACUGUCCUAGCAGCACUUUUUCAACUUACUCCAACCUCAAGAAACACAUUAGCUGUAAACAUUCAACGAACGCUCAAGGGGAUGAUAUUAAAGCUCAAGGUUACGAGGCGGGUAGCUCAGAAGACGAGAAAGUUAACCAAGCUGAAAGCAAGAACGAUUGGGAAAGUCAGAUCGCAUUCAGCAAGUUUCAGGUUUCCAAUAACUUAGAUCCAGCUCAGAAUUCUCAAGUCAGCAACUCGGACUUGCCUUUCAAAUGCCAUCUGUGCGAAGGUUCUUUUGCUGAACGAAACGAGGCUUUGGAACAUAUCAGAGACAAGCAUGCCAGUGAAUAUGAUCUUCUCAUGUCGAAAAACGCAUUAGAUACAGGUGCGACCACUCCAGAUGAGACCCUACAUCAUGACGAAGAAGACAACGAAAUCAGAGGUAAAUUUCCAGAUUACAGCAACAGAAAAGUUAUCUGCGCAUGGUGUAUGCGCAGGUUUUGGUCGGCAGAAGAUCUGCGCAGGCAUAUGCGCACUCACACGGGGGAGAGGCCUUUCAGUUGCGAUAUCUGCCGGCGUAGGUUUACACUAAAACACAGCAUGCUGCGCCACAAGAAGAAACAUUCCACUUGUAAUAGUUUCGAUCAGGAUACAACUCACAGUGAUGAAGAUGGUGGCAGUGCUGUAUCAACGUCGUCCGCAGUCAAAACAGAAAAGGAUUUGGGUGGCAGGAAAGCUGAGAAAACUGACGAAUCAGAUGUCCAGGAAGGUGGUGAUCUUAUCAGCAAUCUACUCGGAUUGAGGGACAGGAGUAUUAUUGAUAAGGUACUGAACGCGUCACCUGAUGAUGUGGCUGAAAUGCUUGGAGUAAAGAAUGGAAGCAAAGAGUAAUAAUUUUAUAGAUAGGAUGGUUUAAGGUGAUUAUUAGCAUGUAGUGUAUCAUAUUAUUAUUAACAUUUGUCUAACAGGCUAUGAACUCGCAUUUAGAUUUUGACUUUUUUUGACUAUCGUUAUUAUUGAAUCAAAUAUUUUCAAUUUAUGUUUCUUUAUUCAUGACUCUAACAUUAAAUUAAUUUAUUCUUUCUAUUACCAUUUAUUAAUAGUGAUUUUUUGACAAUAUUAGUAAAUUAUUCACUUAUCUAAAUAUAAUUUAGAUUUAUACUCACUUUGUUUAUUUAAAUUAAUUAAACAUAUUUCAAUUGUUAUUUCUUGAUUUUAACUUACACAGCGUAUAAUUUAGAUGUUACUGACUAUCUAAAUUUACUAUAACUUAUUUAUAAUCCAAUAUCAAGCCAUAUUUAUUUCGAUAUUAUCAAAAUUAUCAAACUACAGUCUGGAACUUGGUGAAUGAACUAUGUGUGAAAUAUAAUUUCGCCAAAAAUAAUAAUAUAUGUAAGUAUCUAGUUUUAUUUUUCGUAAUUUAUAUCUGUUUUUUACGAAUUAUAUUUCAGGGUAAAUAAACCAUCAUCAAUGAUUAUUUAUUUAUGUAGAGUAAAAUUCAAAUCAAAAUACGUUUUCAUGGCCUUCAUAAUUUUAUUUAUUAAUAAUCCUACGAUUUUUAGUAUGUAGUAUGUAAAUAGUUAAAACUAGAUAUAAUAAUUUUUGUGUUUUGUAAAUUCUCUAGUCAGGUUCAUCCAACGAAAAGAGUAUAAAAUACUCAUUAUGUACAUUAUCGAAAAAAAAUUAAAUGAGUAUGGACUAGUUUAAAAAAUGUUUAAAUGAUUAUUAUCUUUUAUAAGUAGGGUACCUAUUUAUUUAUAAAUUACGUUAAACUAAUAAAUAAUAAAUGUAAAUAUAUCAAGAAAAUUGAUACGGUCUAGGUAUACCAAAAAUUCCUUAUUACUCUGCAUUUCUGGAUGUCACACAUCUGGAUUAUGUGGAAUGUAGAAUGUAAAAAAAUGUUUGCCUUUUUAUCCUUACGAGAGUGUCUUCAAUUGCCUUUUUAUCUCUAAAUGAUUACUAAGAUAUCAGAAUAUUAGAAGCAAUAUAUAAAAUAUGUACUUAUAUUCUAUUUUAAGAGUUUAUUUAUAUAGAAAUAAUACAAUUUAGCACUGCACGAUUUUUAGUAUAUUAUAUCAUGUAGGUAACGGUUAAGUAUUAUUUAAGUAGACAAAGAAAUGUACAUAAAUCAUAUUAUAGGUAUGAUAUCAGAUGGAUAUUGGUCAGUUUUAUGUAAUUAUUUAUUAUUUAGAGUUAACGCAUUUCUAUAUACUUCAAAAAUUUAAAUCAAAAUAAUGUUUGUUUAUUAUUAUUUGUUGAAAAGAAAUUUCUAUGUUUUAUAUUGUAUUAAAGUUUGUUCUUUUAUAUUGAUACAUAUUUACGGAUAUAGUUGCUUAUAAUUUUUUGUUUUUUUUGUUUCGGGAAUUUUAAUAUUAUCAUUUAAAAACGAAAUGUUCUUUUUUAUAAGAGUUUACGUUUGCUCGAGUAUAUAUGCUUAAAGCAUUUUUUAUACAUAAUAUACCGCGUGUUUCAGUGUAAAUAUAUCCUUGUUUUAUUGGAGUAUACAUCAUUUCUAUACAAUUUCUUUCUGAACUUGUGUACUUUGAAUUCUACUAUACGGUUUAAACGACAUAUCUACCAUAAGUAAAUGAAAUUUGAAUAAUGCCUCACAAUAUAAUAUGUAGCUGUAGCUGAAAUAUUUUACCUAUUAGAACAAGGAUAUUUACUGUGAGAGACCCGGUACAUCAUUUAAGGCAUUAAACGACAGUGGCAUGCCCUAGAACUGUUUAUAAUUUUUUAAUAAACUAACAAUAUUUUAAAAUAAGCUUUGAAUCUAUUAAAUAUAUCAAUGGCAAUAGAAUUAACUGAUAUUGAAAUUAUAAGAAAAAUAUUUGUGACUUUUUGUUUGGGAAAUAAUUAUUUUUAUUUUAUGUUUUAUUUUAAUGGUAAUUCUCCAGUUUUUUUAUACGGUUAUGCCACCGAUGAGCGUUAAACGUGCGUUAAAUUUUAACUAUAGGUAGUUUUAGGAACACAUACCACACACUAAAAUUUUGUUUUUUCCUUUUUGCACAUUAAACAUUAUUGUAUCGAACUUUUCACCAUUCACAGCGCGUGUCUUAUCGAGCUUUGGGCGUAAAUCUUUCAAUCUCCGAUUUUGGAGGUGGUGCAGAAGAUUUAGUCUUGGAAAGCUAACAUUUAGCUAAUUUAUAAGCAAUGAGUGACUUGAUUAGAUUUUAAGGAGUAUCAUGUAGAAAAAAAGCUUCGUGUAAAAAUCCAUAGUGGAACUAUUUUUUGCAUUAUGUUUGUUAAAUGCAUGCCAUAUUUAGACGUGUUUAAUUACUGUAAUUAAGUUUUAUCACGAUUGAUGAGGAUUAUAAUGUAACACGAUUUAUUUUUUUGUUUAUUCAAUAAAGAGAUAGAUUACAUAUGUCA